AUGGCGGACAGACAUAGUCAUGAGAAUUUCUCCUGUCAGGAUCUGGCGGCAAACUCCGGCUUGGAUGACUUUUUCAUCCUGUCCAUCGAGAUCAGCAUCCUUGUCGCCCUCUCGCAUCUCCUUCAUUUCUUCUUCAAGCGCUUCAGUCAGCCUAGCAUCGUCUCCCAAAUGUUUGCUGGGCUCUUGGUGGGUCGGUCGUGCCUGCGUCGGCUAAUAUCGCCGAAAUACAAGAUUGACGACGAUAGUCAUCUCAUAAGCAUGGCUUCAAUAGGGGGCACCUUCUUCAUGUUCCUAGUCGGAUUAGAGAUGGACUUUCGAUUCCUCGUGCGUUCGAUCCGCGCGGCGUCUUUCAUAACUCUAGGCAACACCGUCACUAGCCUUCUACUCGCAUCUAUCGUCGGCCCGGCCAUAUAUGGCGAACUCGGCAUCGACGGAGGACAAGUUCUCUUCGUGUUCAUCUUGACCAUCAUCUUCGCUAACACGGCCUCCCCCGUGCUCAUCCACAUGAUGGCCGAGCUAAAGAUGACGAUGUCGGAGGUAGGGCGCCUCGGGAUCUCCACCGCCUUGAUCAACGACGUGACGUGCCUCGUCAUCGUCGGAGUCGUCAUACUCUUCCCCAUGCCGAACGAGGGAAAACAGCCGGGGGAGAAGUUCGUGGAAGGCCUGGAGGCCUUGAUCCUGAUCGUAGCGUCGGCGGGGAUUCUGAGGGCGAUCGUGCAGCUGAUCAAUCGGAUAAGCAAGAAGCGGCCGGCGAUUAGGACGAUCACCGGCAGCAUGAGGUUCGGGGUGAACACUUUCGUAUUGCCGAUAUACUUCGGGUACGCAGGGGUGCAGACUGAUUUAUUUAUGCUGAGGGACAAGAUUGUGCUGAUCACGGUGGGGAUAAUUGUGAUGUGCGGGACCGUGGGCAAGGUCGUCAGCACGCUCCUGGUUGCUAAGCACUUGAAGAUGCAAGUGCAGGAGGGGGUGGUGCUGGGAUUUCUGCUGACCGUCAAAGGGCACGUGGAGCUUAUCGUUAUUACUCUCGGAAGGCAGUACGGGAUAUUCAGCAAGGAGAUCUACCAAGCCCUCCUCAUCAGCAUGAUCUUCAACAACAUGACCACCGGCCCCACCGCCUCCUACUUCGUCCGGCGCGAGCGCUGUGCUGUCAAACACCAGCCUGGCGAAAUACGGGGGAGUGAUGAGAUCGAUGGUCGUAGUGGAUAUGGGAAUUGUGAUGCGAUGAUGGAGGUGGAGGGGGCGUCUGAUCCUGACGAGGAGUUCAUGGCAGAUGUACGUAACAGGUUCGUAUCAACGAGAACGAUAAAGUACGAGGAAAAGAUCGUUGAGAAAUCAGAAGAAAUGUUGAGCGAAAUCACUUCAAUGGAGGGAAUGUACUCGUUGUUCAUCGUCGGCAGGCAGAGGCAGGGGUCGACGUCGCAGCUGACCAUCGGGAUGAGCGAGCCGGAAGAUUGCCAAGAAUUAGGCGUGAUCGGGAAUCUACUUGCCUCCUCCGACUUUAUAUCGACCGGCUCGGUGCUCGUUGUGCAGCAAUAUUGUAAAUCCAGAGCAGCCAGUUUCUCUGUGAAGGUUGUGCCCUCGAAAUAAUAGAUCAAUUAAUGCGCAAGAUUGUACGCCAUCGGUGAGGUCCGAAGGCGAUUUUUUAUUUAGCGUAAAUUUUCUAAAGUUUUCCUUUGUGAACUA
Messenger RNA from Asparagus officinalis (garden asparagus), 1683 nucleotides. RefSeq names its product cation/H(+) antiporter 15-like. The record is from RefSeq and is a predicted model, not a curated record. Bases 1 to 1587 code for a protein of 528 amino acids. Gene Ontology annotation, molecular function: antiporter activity. The transcript is spliced from 6 exons. Gene Ontology annotation, biological process: proton transmembrane transport; regulation of pH. Gene Ontology annotation, cellular component: membrane; endomembrane system. Lineage: Eukaryota; Viridiplantae; Streptophyta; Magnoliopsida; Asparagales; Asparagaceae.